AUGACAGCUGCUACAACUUCCUUUUCAUCAGGAUUCAAUAACAACCCCAAUAAUGAUUCUACUGAUAGUUCUGCUACUAUUAGUAAAUCAGGUAAUAUUGCCAGUUUCACUUCUACUUCCUCAUCAUAUCAAACCAAUUUAACUGCUAUUGAUACUUAUGGUAAUGAAUUUAAAGUUCCUGAUUAUACUAUUAAAGAUAUUUUAUCAGCUAUUCCAACUCAUUGUUAUGAACGUAGAUUAUUACAAUCAUUAUCUUACGUUUUCCGUGAUAUUUUUUGUAUGAUAGUAUUAGGUUUUAUUGCUAAUAAUUAUAUUCAUUUAAUUCCUAAUCAAUUUAUUAGAUUUUUAGCUUGGACAAGUUAUGUUUGGUGUCAAGGAUUAUUUGGUACGGGGAUUUGGGUUUUAGCUCAUGAAUGUGGUCAUCAAGCUUUUAGUGAUUAUGGUAAUAUUAAUGAUUUUGUUGGUUGGAUAUUACAUUCUUAUUUAUUAGUACCAUAUUUUUCAUGGAAAUUUAGUCAUGGUAAACAUCAUAAAGCUACUGGUCAUCUUACUAGAGAUAUGGUAUUUGUUCCUAAAACAAAGGAAGAAUUUUUACAAAAUCGUGGAGUUAAAGAUUUAGAUGAUUUAUUAGGUGAUUCCCCCAUGUAUUCAUUAUUAACAUUAAUUUUCCAACAAACUUUUGGUUGGAUUAGUUAUUUAAUAGCUAAUGUAAGUGGACAAAAAUAUCCUGAUGUUUCAUUUUUAAAAGUUAAUCAUUUUAAUCCAAAUUCACUUAUUUUUGAUAAAAAAGAUUAUUGGUAUAUUUUAUUAUCUGAUUUAGGAAUUUUAUUACAAUUUUUUAAUCUUUAUAUUUGGUAUCAAAAUUUUGGUGGAUUUAAUUUAUUAAUUAAUUAUAUUUUACCUUAUUUUUUAGUUAAUCAUUGGUUAGUUUUCAUUACUUAUUUACAACAUUCUGAUCCACAAAUGCCUCAUUAUGAAGCUAGUCAAUGGACUUUUGCUCGUGGUGCUGCUGCUACUAUUGAUCGUGAAUUUGGAUUUGUUGGUAAACAUAUUUUCCAUGAUAUUAUUGAAACUCAUGUUUUACAUCAUAAUGUUUCUCGUAUUCCAUUUUAUAAUGCUCGUGAAGCUAGUGAAGCCAUUAAAAAAGUUAUGGGGAUUCAUUAUCAACAUAGUGAUGAAAAUAUGUGGGUUUCAUUAUGGAAAUCAGCUAGAUGGUGUCAAUAUGUCGAUGGUAAUAAUGGUGUUAUGAUGUAUAGAAAUGUUAAUGGAUUUGGUGUUGAUCCUAAAAAGCAAACUCAUUAA
Molecule: messenger RNA, 1302 nt
Organism: Candida dubliniensis CD36
Lineage: Eukaryota; Fungi; Ascomycota; Pichiomycetes; Serinales; Debaryomycetaceae
Gene: FAD2
Product: Fad2p
Exons: 1
Coding region: 1-1302 (433 amino acids)
Biological process (GO): lipid metabolic process
Molecular function (GO): oxidoreductase activity
Source: RefSeq, a predicted model, not a curated record